This is a messenger RNA of Gongylonema pulchrum, 198 nucleotides long. The record is from the annotation of a GenBank genome assembly. Lineage: Eukaryota; Metazoa; Nematoda; Chromadorea; Rhabditida; Gongylonematidae.
GCACCAGUACUUGGUUGUGCGAAACCAAGCUGUGUUGCUAGUCCGGAAGAUAAAGAUGAUAGCAACUUUCUGGUGAAUGCGGACGGACAGACUGAUGGAUUUUUGCGUGAUGGGGACAAGGAAGCCAAGAGAAGCGACGAUCUCUACGCUAACAAACUUAUUGCCGUAAAUUUCGAGAAAUUUGCAGAGGCCGAUUAA